Molecule: messenger RNA, 3111 nt
Organism: Taeniopygia guttata (zebra finch)
Lineage: Eukaryota; Metazoa; Chordata; Aves; Passeriformes; Estrildidae
Gene: PYROXD2
Product: pyridine nucleotide-disulphide oxidoreductase domain 2
Molecular function (GO): oxidoreductase activity
Source: RefSeq, a predicted model, not a curated record
CUGCCACCCAGCAGCCUCAGGGGACAGACAGAGAGGGGGGCCGAGAGGUUGUUGGCAAAUCACUGUCUUGCUGAAAAGUACAUUUCCAGAGCAGGAUUUAUAAUGUUAGCUUGGCAUUGCUGCCAGGCUUUGGCCAGAGAUCAAGACAGCCUAGCCAAACCUGACUGGAACAAUGGUCUAGGGUGCAUCUCCCUUCCCCCUCACCCCCAAAUGUGGGGUGCACGGCCCUCAGAGGUUUGCCAGGCUCUGGGGAGAUACAGCCCAUCCUGCACCCCCUUCCCCACACCCAGGCACCAGUUAGCCACAGCUCUGAGCUUAGCUGGGAACAGCGAGUAAAUCCUCACUGUUAUGUGUUUCCCAGGCACGUCUGGGCUCAGUGCACUCCAAACCUCAAGUACAGCUGGGAAUGGGGCCAGCCCCAAGGGACUCAGGUAGCCACUGCCCCUUGUUGCUCCCAUGCCACUAGCUGGAGCUGGGGACAGCAAUUCAGAGAGCACUGGACCAUAACGGCGCCUUUGCCCCAUCCUGCUGAGCUGGAAUUUGCCCUUCUGAGCAGUAGUUCUGGACUCAAAGCCAAGCACAUUCCCAAACUGCCCCUUUUCCUGCUGCUUUCAGGGCUGCGCUUGGGGUCCAAAUUCCCUCUGUCCUGCCGUGCUUGGCCCAUCAGCCCAGCCACGUGCCUCUGGCUCAUCCCUGGAGCACAGCGGGAGAUGGGCGAGGGGGCCCUCAGGCCCCCGCCAGCCUGCUCAGCACCUUCCCGGAGUACAGCCUGGGGAGCUCCUGCUGAGCCCAGGCAGGAUCUGACCCUGGUGCUCCUCUCCGGCCCCGCUGCAAGCCCCGGCCGAGCUGCGGACAGCGGCAGCGCCCGGCGCCCGCCCCGCUCCGGACCGGCCUCUCCGCCUCCUCAGGGCGGUCCCUGCCCCGGCCCCCCGUCCCCCCCUGUGCCCGGAAGCCCUGGGAAAAGUUCCGCCGGGAAAGCGAAGUCCCGGCUGCGGGACGCGGGGCGGCAUGGCCGGAGGCUGCGGGGCGGUGGCGGCCGGGCUUCGGGGCGGGCUGAGGCGGGUCCGCUGGUCCCGCCGGCCGCAGGGCUCGUACCUGUCCCUGGGGCCGCCAGGAGCGCGCCCGGCCCAUGCCGCGGCCGCAGCCCGGCUGCAGCUCGAGUACGACGCGGUGGUGAUCGGCGCAGGGCACAACGGGCUGGUGGCAGCUGCCUACCUGCAGCAGGCAGGGCUGCGCACAGCUGUGCUGGAGAAGCGCCACGUGCUGGGCGGCGCGGCCGUCACCGAGGAGAUUGUGCCAGGGUUCAAGUUCUCCCGGGCAUCAUAUCUGCUCAGCCUGCUGCGACCACAAAUCUAUGCUGAUCUGGAGCUUCAGCGGCACGGUCUGAGGGUGUUCCCACGGGACCCCUACUCCUUCACCCCAUUGCUGGAGGACAGGAGCCCCCCUCGCUCGCUUCUGCUGGGACAUGACAUGGCCCAGACUCAGCAGCAGAUUGCUCAGUUCUCCCAGAAGGAUGCCCAGGCCUACCCUGAGUAUGAGGCAUUCAUGGGGCACAUGGUGUUGGCCCUUGACCCACUGCUGGAUGCCCCUCCAGUGGAUACAGCUGCCCUGGGAAAGGGUUCCCUGCUCCAGCAGCUCAGGAACCUGCGAACCCUGAAGCCCCUGCUGCAGGCAGGGCUGGCCCUGGGGCGGCAGCUGCCCCACUAUUACGAGGUGCUCACAGCUCCCAUCUCCAAGAUCCUGGAUCACUGGUUUGAGUCAGAACCCCUGAAGGCAACUCUGGCUACUGAUGCUGUGAUUGGAGCUAUGGCCAGCCCACACACCCCUGGCAGUGGGUAUGUGCUGUUGCACCAUGUCAUGGGUGAGCUGGAGGGACGACGGGGGGCCUGGGGCUACGUGGCAGGUGGCAUGGGCGCCCUGUCCCAGGCCAUCGCCCAGGCAGCCACUGCCCGGGGAGCCCACAUCUUUGCUGAGAAGGCAGUGUGCCACGUGCUGCUGGGCAGUGACGGGGAGGCGCAGGGUGUCGCGCUGCAGGAUGGGACCGAGGUGAGGAGCAAACUGGUGCUGUCCAAUGCCUCUCCGCAAAUCACCUUUCUGGAUCUUAUUCCUCAGGAGAAGCUGCCGAAGGAUUUUGUCCAGCGGAUCCGGCAGCUUGACACACGCUCACCUGUCACCAAGAUCAACGUGGCGGUGGAUCGGCUGCCCAGCUUCCUGGCUGCCCCCAAUGCCCGCGACGGCCGGCCCCUGCCCCACCACCAGUGCUCCAUACACCUCAACUGCGAGGGCACCCAGCUCCUGCAUCAGGCGUUCACUGAGGCUGCCCACGGGCACCCCUCCAGCAGGCCCAUGAUCGAGCUCUGCAUUCCCUCAGCGCUGGACCCAGGGCUGGCCCCGCCAGGCUGCCAUGUCGUGUCCCUCUUCACGCAGUACACCCCGUCCGUGCUGGCAGGUGGUCAGUCCUGGGACGAGCAGGCCAGAAAUGCAUAUGCAGACCGGGUGUUUGACUGCAUCGAAGACUAUGCCCCAGGCUUCAAGGCAUCCGUCAUUGGCAGGGACAUCCUGACGCCACCAGACCUGGAGAGGAUCUUUGGGCUGCCUGGUGGAAACAUCUUCCAUGGAGGGAUGUCUCUGGACCAGCUGUACUUCACCCGGCCAGCCCCAUCCUACUCUGGCUACCGGUCCCCAGUUCCUGGCCUGUACCUGUGUGGAAGUGGAGCCCACCCUGGAGGAGGAGUGAUGGGAGCAGCAGGACGCAAUGCCGCCCAGGUGGCUAUCAAGGAUUUCAGGCAUCUCUGACGAGAUUGGUGAAACUGACUUCUCCAACACAGGGCUGCGACAGCAGCAUGCCCUACUGAUGCCAUGCAGAGCCCUGCCAUCCCCAACUUGAUUCCCCAGUACCUCAGGGCAGCAGCAUCUCCUGAAAGCAGGUGUAGGCUGGCAGGGUCCCUUGUGCUCACAGCUGCUCCCAUCACCUUGAACAAAUGGCUGCUCCCGGCCUGCCACAACCCAGCCUUGCCCCAGUGGCUCCUGGACCCUGCAUGACCAUGGCAAGCCUCACCCAGCCCCUGCCUGUGCCCAUGGAAAUAAACCCUGGCCUGGGCUCUGUCAUGA